AGUUCUUAUGGGUUGGGACACGCCUCAUAAAUGUAUCGGAUUAUUCGUGCCCAGCGAUGAUGAGAUAAGGACCAGACAAAUGCGCAAAUGCGGCCUGUAUAUUUGUUGAUAACAUGCGAUUCGACAAUUAUCAACAACGUAUUUACUGCCGCUAUCGCGUGAAGGUAUUAUAACGUAGCUGCUUGGCAUCGAACCGGGUUGCUAUUUUCCUAACUCACAAUGAGCGGAAAAUUAGCUGUAAAUAAAACCACAUCACGUGCGUGCAGCAGCGUCGGUUUUCUUUAUGGUUCGACUACCAUAGGAAUCGCAUAACAGUGGAUAGGCCUUCAGUGCUGAUUAAAUGCUCGUGGAAGAGUUUCACAUAAAUCAGAUGUUCUUUGACGGAUUUGGACUCUGUUAAUCAUGAUCCGAAACGGGAUAGCAGUGACGGCUGAAAGUGGCGUUAUGUUUGCCAUCCAACCAGAACACCCUGGGUGGAUAGACUCUACAUUUUGCAAACGGGAAUGUUCUCGCUAUGUUUGCACCUACGAAAAAGAAUCACCGUGCAUUUGCGGUCGGACGUUUUCAUACCACAAGACCCACGGUAUCCAAGGUGAUGGCGAAGGAGAAGAAACUUGGUCUCCUAGUCAUAAUACGGUCACUAGCCCUACUGACGCGUAUGGGACCAUCGAUUUCUUGGGAGGUCCGCAUCCAAAUAAAGCCCAGUUUAUCCGGUUAGGCUUUGAUUCCCGACCCGACCUUAUCUUUCAGCUGUUGAUUCGCCAGUGGGGACUUGAAAUACCCAAACUAGUUAUUUCCGUCCACGGUGGCAAGGCAAAUUUUGAACUCAAUUCACGCGUGAAGCUCGUUUUUGGUGAAGGGCUUCUUAGAGCAGCAAAAACAACUGGUGCAUGGAUUUUGACUGGUGGAACUAAUACUGGAGUUACUCGUCAUGUUGGCGACGCUUUAAUAUCUGAACGCUCUCCUCGUCUACGCGGUGGUCGUGCUGUGAGUAUCGGCAUCGCUCCUUGGGGUGUAGUAGAGAACCGUGCAUCCUUGAUCGGGAGAAAGAAGGAUGCCGCCUAUCAAUCAAUCGACCAUCCUCGUUCCAAAUUCGCUGCCCUCAACAAUCGACACGCUUACUUCUUGUUGAGUGACGACGGAACUGUUGGCCGGUAUGGAGCGGAAAUUGCGCUGCGUAGGAAUCUGGAAAAAUACAUUUUCAGACAACGACUCCCAGCUCGCGCUACUUGUUCCAUUCCUGUGGUCUGUUUGGUCGUAGAGGGUGGAAUGGAUACCAUCAGGACAGUUUUGGAAUACGUGACGGAUUCACCGCCCGUUCCUGUGGUUGUAGUGGAAGGAUCGGGCCGAGCAGCUGAUUUAAUAGCUUUCGCGCAUAAAUGUGCAAUGGAGACAGAGGACGAUGUGGCUGUACAAGCAAUGCGAGCACAGCUGAUGGCAGCCAUUUUGCAAGCGUUCGAUGUUAACCAGCAAAAAGCGAGCAAGUUGCUUUAUGAGAUCUUUCAAUGCGUAGAAAAUAAGGAUCUCAUUACUAUAUUCCGGCCCUCGGAGAACACGACCACUUCUCCCAAUGAACUGGACAACGCUAUACUCUGUGCCCUUUUUCGCGCUCAUUACUUAUCCGCAUCCGAACAACUUUGCUUAGCGCUGGCCUGGAAUCGAGUUGACAUUGCUCGCUCUGAAAUUUUUGUUUACGGUCAAGAAUGGCCGGAAGGAAUCCUCAAAGAAACCAUGAUGGAAGCUUUGGUUAAGAACCGCGUGGAUUUUGUCAAACUGCUGUUGGAAAUGGGUGUACAAAUGAGCACAUUUUUCACCAUUCCUCGGCUGGAAGAGCUUUACAAUUCUAAACAAGGGCCGGCCAAUACCUUGAGAUACAUUGUCCGUGACGUCCGACCACACAUGUCCCGGAACUACUCCUUCACGCUUAUCGAUAUCGGCCUGGUGGUCAACAAACUAAUGGGAGGCGCUUAUCGAUGUUCCUAUACUCGCCGGAAAUUCCGCCACAUUUACAAUGAACUGAUGGGCAAAUCCAAGGAACAGUUAGUGGCAAGUGACAGUGCUCUUAGAGGUGAAUUUGGACAUGGAGAGGCCAGCCAAAGCUUCGAAGACUUGCAAUAUCACGUACAACCGUCGUACAAUUUGUUCAAUCAGCCGUUCAAUGAACUGCUAGUUUGGUCUGUAUUGACGAAACGCCAAUCUAUGGCUAAACUCAUGUGGCACCAUGGGGAGGAGGCACUAGCUAAGGCGCUGGUGGCUAGCAAACUCUAUCGCGCCAUGGCAAGUGAAGCGGCUGACGACGAUUUAGAAGUAGAAAUCUACGACGAGUUACGCAGUUACGCAGCCGAAUUCGAUCGUGAGGCAUUGGAAUUGCUGGACUAUUGCUACCGUCAAGACGAUGGUCUUGCACAGCAAUUACUGACCUGUGAAUUGUCCAACUGGUCUCGUCAAACUUGCCUGAGGUUAGCAUUUGCAUGCCGUCAUCGCGAACUGCUGGCCCAUCCGUGUGCUCAGCUCAUCCUGGGAGACUUGUGGCUUGGUGGAUUGCGGACCCGACACUCAACAAAUCUGAAAAUUGUACUGGCCAUCAUCUGUCCAGCAUUCAUUUUACGUUUGGAGUUUAAAUCGAAAAAGGAGCUCUUACUAAUGCCACAAACGGAAACGGAGCACAUGAUCGACCUGAAAGAUGGAGAUGAACACCCACCAACUAAAAAAAUGCGAGGCUGUUCAUUGUGCUCAGCGUCUUCGACCGCUUCCGUCCGAAAGGAACAUGUCAAACCUGAUAAUUGGAAAUGCGACACUGCCAAUUUUCUUGAGGUUAGAAGCUCUUCGCAUGGAACGCGAUGCCAUGUCUGCGACGCUGGAUUGGACACCAACGGUAUUCAAGAUAUUCACAAUAACCAGGCUGACAUCCACCAUGGACUGGAAUGUACUGUAAUAGACCACCAUCAUCCGUUGUCGUUCCAUCGAAAGUUGUUUGAGUUUUAUUCUGCGCCCAUCACGAAAUUUUGGACAUGGACGAUGGCAUACUUUUUCUUCCUAGCCAUUUACACGUACACGCUACUGAUCCGAACGCCACCUAGGCCGGAAUGGAACGAAUGCUACGUUAUUAUCUACAUUUCCAGCUUUGGAAUGGAAAAAGUUAGGCAAAUAUUGGCUAGCGAGCCUGUCAAUCUCAAUCGGAAAUUGGCCGUAUGGGCCUCAAGUGCCUGGAAUUGCUGCGAUGCUUUUUUCAUUGUUGAAUUCUUUGUUGGCCUUAUUCUUCGCCAGCAAGAAAACACAUUGGAACAUGGCCGAGUCCUCUAUUGUCUGAAUAUUGUUUUUUGGUACAUACGAAUCUUGUUGAUCUUGCGAGUGUCCAGGUUCCUUGGGCCAUUUGUGACGAUGAUCGGAUGGAUGCUUAAGCGGAUGGUUUAUUACGUUACUUUAAUGUUGGUGGUGUUAAUGUCGUACGGCGUCUUUCGCCAGUCAGUGCUUUUUCCCCACGAAGAAUUUUCCUGGUUUCUGGUACGCGAUAUCUUUUUCAAACCAUAUUUCAUGAUUUAUGGUGAAUUAUUCGCCGACGAUAUUAACCCUCCUUGUGGCAACGGAACCAAACCUGAUGGAUCCUUCGAUCCUGAAAUGCCGCCUUGCGAAACUGGUCGUUGGCUCAAUCCUCUCCUUAUGACAGCUUAUCUUUUAAUGAUCAACAUCUUGUUGCUCAAUUUGCUCAUCGCCGUCUUCAAUUCGAUUUUCUUGAAAAGCAAUGUCAAUUCGCACAAAAUUUGGAAGUUCAAUCGAUUUGCUGUCGUCAUGGACUACGACCAAAAACCAACUCUACCUCCGCCGUUUAUCAUUUUCAGCCAUUUCGUUCUCUUCGCCGAAUGGAUUCAAAGACGAUUUGCAGGCGUGAAAGAAUCUUACGAUUGCGGAUUGAAGCUUUUUCUCGACAAGGAUGACCUUGAACGGCUGUAUGAUUUUGAAGAGGAAUCCAUGGAAGGGCUGGUUCGCGAACGAGAAGCAAAGCAAAAUCAGACCACAGACGAACGUAUCCGGAUGCUUGGGCAACGAAUGGAGAAUAUCAGCUCGAAAAUGGACGAUUCCUAUCAACCGGAUAAUGGGGUUGUCCUUCUGGAUUCGCUUGAAUCGCGUCUUAAUCUGCUGGAGAAAGCAAUGGAACGGACGACUGACAGAUGCAUUGCCCUUCACGACUGCGUCAUAUCGCAAGAAUCAUUUUCCCAACCAUCGAGUAAGCAAGCUGCGUCUAUGACACUCUCGGAAGCCACUACUUUGCUGGCAAGUGCCCUAGAUGGCGAAACCUGGACUUCUACUCCUAUCCUCUCAGAUUCAUCAUCAAGCACAUCAGAAGAUGAGCAGGAUUAUGGUAGAGCUAAUGAAAGUGAAAAAGGACGUGAAGCUUAUCGCCAAGAGCCUAACAGCGCAGACGAGCCAAUUCGCCCGCGGGUUCGAAAUAAGUUCGAACGUCGGUCUACUAGUUCUUGUCCAACAAGAAAAAAGGUGGUUCUGAAACGCCAGCUAACGGAAAUACAAAGCGAUGAUAGCGCUGCUGUUCAAGAGUUUGCUACAUCGGGCAUUGCAGUACUCAACAACCGUUUUCCAUUUCCAAAUGAUGUCUCUACUUUGCAGAAUGGACAAUCAGAAAGUAUGCGAAAACCAUCACCUCUGUUCCGAGCUGUUAGUCGAAUUAGUAACAACGGAGGGGAGAAAUAUGGCCGGUCGUUUUUGACGGCGAAAGUGGUAGCAGAAACCCAACGUCUUAGAGAAAUGGAAGGAGACGUCUACCACUUGAUGGGAGGCGUCAUCCGGCAGAGGCGUCAUAUGGAAUCGGAAAAUUAUGAACCCUCUCUUGAGGAAAUGGCUGGAAUACAUAUUCAUUGCGGCGCUGUUGACAUGGCUGAUGAAGAUGAGACGAUAAUAUUGAGAAAGAAUGUCGAAAGCUUGGCCAUAAAUAUAGAAGAUUCUCGGGUAGUGCCAGAAGAUGCUACGAAAUCAGCGGACGUUUUUAAUGAAUAAAAUCGGUAUUUUGCAACAUCCGUGAGCUAAUAAAUGUGGAUACAACGUGUUCGAUUUGAACACUCGCU
Messenger RNA from Daphnia carinata, 5078 nucleotides. RefSeq names its product transient receptor potential cation channel trpm-like. Gene Ontology annotation, biological process: monoatomic cation transmembrane transport. NCBI's taxonomy places the organism in Eukaryota, Metazoa, Arthropoda, Branchiopoda, Diplostraca, Daphniidae. The record is from RefSeq and is a predicted model, not a curated record. Bases 403 to 5010 code for a protein of 1535 amino acids. The transcript is spliced from 10 exons. Gene Ontology annotation, molecular function: monoatomic cation channel activity. Gene Ontology annotation, cellular component: membrane.